This is a messenger RNA of Chinchilla lanigera (long-tailed chinchilla), 4700 nucleotides long. RefSeq names its product ring finger protein, transmembrane 2 (gene Rnft2). NCBI's taxonomy places the organism in Eukaryota, Metazoa, Chordata, Mammalia, Rodentia, Chinchillidae. The record is from RefSeq and is a predicted model, not a curated record. Gene Ontology annotation, molecular function: ubiquitin protein ligase activity. Gene Ontology annotation, biological process: positive regulation of ERAD pathway.
UCAGGUCCCUGCAGUGAUUGGUUUAGCCGGACGUGAAUGAUGCGGCCGUGAUUGAUGAAUUUUUUUCUUUCACCCGGGCCUGGUCUUUGUAUACUCCUAGCCUUACAGUGCUAGAGCGUUUUGCACUGUAGUUUGAUUGUAUGAAUGAAAAGCGCGCUGGGGACACUGCACCCUCAGCGUACCUGCUUGCUUCCCACGCCUGCAAUGCAGGAGAUGCUACUCUGCAGGCUUCUCGGUGCAGACCUUUAAUGGCCAGAGGGCCCAGCUGAAAAUAUCGCAAGCAUCGAAAGUCUCGCUGCGGACCUUCACAGGGAGACAGUAGGAUGCAUUUGGCAGAAGAUUGAAAGACUUCUCAUCUAGUUAUUCAGAUGCAUCCUGCGUGCGAAAAUGUGUUCUAAGAUUCACUAUUGGAAUAGUUUUGUACGGCCUGCUUCCGACGGGGGAUAUGAGGUCCCUUCCAAAGCGAGCAUCUGAAAGUAGAGUCAUGGGCCUUUGAUGGUGUAUCAGACUUGUGGAUGGAGGAAAAGCAUUCCGGAGAGGGAACAGCAAGUACAAAGGUCCUGAGCCAGGGACAAGCCGACAUGUUGGAGGAGGAGUCACACCAGUGAGACGAGGGGAGUCAUACAAGGAGAGCAGAAGGAAGCAGAGCUGGAAACGGGGCUUGGAGAACUUGUAAGCUCCCUGACCUGGGCAUCUCUCUGUGAGGAGGAAGAGGGCAGGCCUGCUGUCUCGGAGAUCCUGUGGUCACCUCAUCAGGAGUCCUGAGUGCCCACUUCAGGUGUCAUCAGGAUGGAGUUCUGAAGUCCAUGUGGCUCCUUGCGGUGAACCAGGUGUUAAAGAAAAUGCAGAGGCGCCACAGCAGCAACACGGACACCAUUCCACCUGAAAGAAACCGCAGCCAGGCACUCAGUCCCGAGGCCAGCGUGGAUGAAGGCGGCGUGUUUGAGAGUCUGAAGGCCGAGCCGGCCUCGCCCCCUGCGCUCUUCUCCGGCCUGGCCAGCAGCCUGCCCGCAAGCCCCUUCCCGGCCAGCCUGGUGCUGGGCUCCUCGGCAAGCGGCGGGGACGUGUUCAUCCAGAUGCCCGCGUCCAGGGAGGAAGGAGGCGGCCGUGCCGGCGAGGGUGGCACCUACCACCACCGCCAGCCUCACCAUCACUUCCACCACAGCGCCCACCGCGGGGGCUCCCUGCUGCAGCACGUGGGUGGGGACCACCGCGGACACUCGGAGGAAGCGGGUGACGAACAGCCAGGGACGCCCGCGCCGGCCCUGUCCGAGCUGAAAGCUGUCAUCUGCUGGCUGCAGAAGGGGCUGCCCUUCAUCCUGAUCCUGCUGGCCAAAGUGUGCUUCCAGCACAAGCUUGGCAUCGCCGUGUGCAUUGGGAUGGCCAGUACCUUCGCCUAUGCCAACUCCACGCUCCGGGAGCAGGUGUCCCUGAAGGAGAAGAGGUCCGUGCUGGUCAUCUUGUGGAUCUUGGCCUUUCUGGCGGGGAACACCCUAUAUGUGCUGUACACAUUCAACUCCCAGCAGCUGUACAACAGGGAAAGUUCUAUCUGGUCAUUGAGGAGCUGAGCCAGCUGUUCCGGUCGCUUGUCCCUAUCCAGCUGUGGUACAAAUACAUCAUGGGUGAUGACUCCUCCAACAGCUAUUUCCUGGGAGGGGUCCUGAUCAUUCUCUACAGUCUCUGCAAGUCAUUUGAUAUCUGUGGCCGUGUGGGUGGAGUCAGAAAAGCCCUGAAGCUUCUCUGCACCUCUCAGAAUUAUGGUGUCCGAGCCACUGGGCAGCAGUGCACCGAAGCUGGAGAUAUCUGUGCCAUCUGCCAGGCUGAGUUCCGAGAACCUCUGAUUCUCCUGUGCCAGCACGUGUUCUGUGAGGAGUGCCUCUGCCUGUGGCUGGACCGCGAGCGCACCUGCCCGCUCUGCCGCUCCGUUGCCGUGGACACGCUGCGCUGCUGGAAGGACGGGGCCACAUCGGCGCACUUCCAGGUAUACUAGCGCCAGACCUCAAGGAUGCCCAGCAGGUGCCUGAGGGUCAGCGCCCAAGUCCUGCACUGGGGGUUUCCUGGAAAACAAUCUCCAGCACCGAGGUCAGGCUUCCGCCAGCUCCAGCCCCCAGGGUAGGCCUGGGCCUUCACCUCCGCCUCCACCCGCCUUCCUCCCACGUUCUGCAGGACAGUGAGAACACCUUCCCCUCCAGGAGGGGAGGCCUCCUCCUGCAGAUGCAGUCUGCCCCAGGUAGGUCAUCCACCCUCCUCCGAGUCAAGGAAUCUGUAACACAUGAAGUUCCUCCCUUCUCUUAACCAAGUACCGAGUUCCUAGUACUCAGUGCUGCGAACUGGGGAGGGGCAUGGCAGUCACUGCCUCGACACAUGGCCCGGGCCUGCAGUGACACUCUGAAGUAUUUUCAGAGUCCAAGCUGCCGUCUACCUAGAUUAACUUAAUGGAUCGGUCACUUAGCAUGUGCCAGGCACAGAGUCGAGCAUCUAGUGUGGAUCACUUCCGGUCAUCCUCACCACGGUCCUGUCGUGGACUGUGGUACACUUGGCCCACUCCCACUUGACAGCUGCGGAAACUGAGGCACCAAGUGUGAUGUGGUAACUCUCCCCAGAGUCCUCUGACUAGCGAGGGCUAGCUGAGCUCCCAGCCAUCACGGGCCUGGUCUGGCGUCAGAGUCCGCUGAGGCUGCAGGUGUCGGGCCCAGCAGACCUGAGAGGUUGAAAGCACAGCGGGUGGUUUCGAUGCCCCUCCCUGCUUAAGACUUUGUGGCCUUGCUGGGUACGGUGGUGCCUGCCUGUAAACCCAGCGCUUGGGAGGUUGAAGCAGAUCAAGAGUUUGAAGCCAGUUUGGGCUACAUAGGAAGAUCCUGUCUCAAAAAACAAACACAAAGGAGUGCAGCACGGGUGUACCGCAUCGUGGGUACGGACCACACUGAGAAUGUGAGCCGUGCGCGCCAGCUCCUGAAAUCCGCUGGUGGCUGCGCCCGUGGAAAGACUUCCAGCUCUUCUCCUGGGAUCGGGCUACAGUGCUCAGUCCCAUUUGGGUUCAGAUAUGAUAUCCCUGGGUGUCCCGUUCCUGUUUCUUUUCUCCUCCUUCCAUCCUGUCGUCUCCCUCACGCCUGUCAGCAGCUUCUGUGGACCUGGCUAUCUCCUCCAGGAGGCUUCAGAGCAAAAGCGACAAUCCGUAACGUGAGCCAGGGGGUGGUGUGGACCACAAUAGAUACCAUGUUUUGUGAUCGCUGUGACAAGGCUGUUUGUCUGCCCCUGCAACUCCUGCUUGGAGAUCUGGGCUACGAUGGCAAAGGUGACACAGAAGCCACUGGAAUCUUGCCCACCCUACCGCUCUCUCAAUUCUUUCUCUUGUCGUCAACCUCAGCACAGUGGCAUGUGGCACCAGCCGAGUUCCAGAGAAAGCCUCUGUCUGACUAGUGAGCAGGUUAGCAUGCCAGCCCCAGGGACAGAACAGAGCCCUGCUCCCCGCCGGCAGGUGCAGGACAUUUGUCCCCGUGUGCCGCCGUGCCGGGACUUCAUCUUUUGCUUGACAUCCUUGGCUCUUUCCUGCUGCCCAGCAAGACUCCCCUUCCAGGGCAGCAUGGCAUCUUUCAAGCUCUGUUACUAUGGUGACGGCUGUGAUGUUAACAAUCCCACUUGUCUGGAUAAUCAAGUAAGAAAGGGAAGCAGAGGGAAACAUACAAGUGGAUUCGGCUACUCUGUCCCCUCCACCUUCUCCAAAACAAAGCAACAGGCACUUCGGCCCCUGGUUCUUAUCAGAGAGAGCGUUGUGCCCGCCAGUGCUGUCAGAGGCACGAGGGGCGGGAGCCGGCCAGGACUUACUCAAGGGCCAGCGCGGGAUGGAGACGACAGAGCGGCCUGUUGGGAGGCAGACCCGGAAUCCUGGCUGCAGACUCCUGACCGCGUGGCUCUGGGAAGUCAGUCCCUUUACCUGCUGUCACCAUCGCCGGGGUGACCAAAGCCGGUGUGUUGUUUGCUGGAACCAAGGCAACUAACAGUGCGGGUUACUGGCGGAUACACCCAUGGUUUCGCCCAUUACACCCAUGCCUCCGAAGGAAGUGUUCCCUUAGCAUUUUGCAGACAAUGAGCCAUGCCUCUGACACUAUAAAGAAUGUCACCUGUGGGGCACCUCUGGGGGCAGGUGGGAUGUGUUUGUUCAUUCCCUGCCCUCCAGGGAAUCUUCACAUCUGGAGAUUUUCUUCUGGGUGGGAGGAUUCUCUCUCGGCCCUGGAGGGGAGCAGAGGCUUCCAAAGAGAUUUUCAAGCAGCAGGCUGCUCCGAUUCCACUACGCUGGAGUGGAAGCAGCCAGGAGUCCCUGCCGAAGCAGAAGAGUGUCGCCGUCCUUUACCCACGUUCCCUGCAACUCAUUGGUUGUAAACAGGAUUAAUCAAGUAUCAGGUUCUGAGCGUCCUGCUCUUAAUAUUUUAUGACUCACUGAGUCACAGAGCCCUCGGAAAUAAAUAGUCCUGUUCAUAGAAGCACACCGGAAGGUAAUCCAUGUGUGGGAAUAAGGAGGGUGCACUCUGGACUUGGAUCCAGAGAGGAGGUGCUGUGGAGCCUCGUGACAUCCCAGAUGCUCAGGAGGACGUGUGACAGUCCUGGGAUCUUUUAAUACUUUCCUUCUGGGGCAAGCAUCUGCCUUCAGUGUCUUUGUGUCUCCUGAAGUACCCUCUGCUGAUAAAUGUCAUCUGUUGACA